This is a messenger RNA of Porites evermanni, 11930 nucleotides long. Lineage: Eukaryota; Metazoa; Cnidaria; Anthozoa; Scleractinia; Poritidae. The record is from the annotation of a GenBank genome assembly.
AUGACAGUUCUAAACAAAAAUUCAAAGAUGGAGGACAAAUCAGAGGUGUGUAAACAGUAAAGUAGUGAAAUGGCAGAUACUGUAAUUCAUACGACUUAAUGAUAAGCGUAUUUUAUAAAAUAUUUUAUUGUUAAACAAUGUGGUAAGCCCAAGCUUAAAAUUUUUUCUCUGCACCCUAUUAAGACGUCAAGAAAACGGAAGAGGGCGAAAGAAGAAACUUCCGAUGUGCAUAUUCCUGGUAUGUCGAGAUAAAAAAAAACUAUAACUUAAAUGUCAGGCUACUUUUUCAGUUGCUAGUGGGUGAAUUUUGGUUAAAAAUAAGCUUGUGGUUUUUGGAACUAGAUUCUUUUUUUGUUGUUGUUGUUUUUAUCUUUGGUAAAACUUCUGUAAAACUCCAUACAUUUAUUAUGCAUGCAGCAAAUAUUUCAUGCUGUUUCUCGCAAUGAGUUAAUAUGAAGAGAGUCAAAAUGAGUAUGCAUAAUAAAUGUAUGUGGCUGUGGGAAAUCUUAAGGUUUUUUUUUUUUGCAUGUGCAUGAUUUGUAAUGCAAAGAGUAGAAAAAAGAAUUUUAGAAUAGCUUCGCUCAAACACCAAUACUUUUUAUAUCGCUACAGUAGUAUGCUCACUCUGAUUGGCUGCUAAUUGGGCAAGUUUUUGUUAGUAGCCAGGUACCCAAGGCAUACAUAAUUUGUGUUUAACUUGAUAGUGAACAUCAAUUUUAUGGUCAGUUGAGAGCUCUUAUACUAGAGGUAAUCAAUGAUGAUGGGUCCAUAUUCAUCACUACCUUACGGAAAUGAAAUUGAAGUCCAGUUUCCCGGCCGAGAUGCCCCUGAUAAAAUUAAUAGGUGCAGUUAAUUUGCAGUCAUCCGUGAUAGCUUGAAAAUUUCUGCCUUAGUGCCACAGGAACACCAGAUUAGGAUGCGUUUGGCCAAAAAGCGAAAAGGUUAUCCACCGACCAGUGUCACAUGACCAUAUCACAGGCUCUAGUGUACAACUCAUUGAGGUGAUGUGUUUUUUUCCCAACCCCUCCCCAUCCCACAAACAACAUAAGACUCAUUUAUCCAGAAUUAUUCCCUAGUUUCAACUUUGUAUAGGGUGGGGGAGGGGGAACUGCAAGAUAUUUUCAAAAAGGUUGCACUGUUUUGUUAGGGCAACCAGGAGCUACAGAAACUUUAUGACUGCUGCAUCACUGUCCCAAGGACUUUUGUCUAGGAUUUUAGCUUCAUUUGACAAACAUCCUGCUUACUGCUAGGACUCAAUGUCAACACAUGUGCUCAUGCACAAUGGUGGAAAUGUGAUAGUGAAUCUUCAGCCUGGUGAUUAAAAUAAUGAGAAACAUGUAUUUUUUAGUCAGCGACACAAGCAGCCCAAAAAAAUAAAAUCCGAGUCUGACUUCCUACAGGAGUUGAACCUAUGACUUUCUGGUGAGACAAGUCCCAACUAGGAAAUUCCUAUCCAGGUUCCCCGAUUGGGACUUGUCUCACUCUUCCAAGUUUGGGAUUUUUGUGGGUAUUCUUUAAAUACCCUAAAAUAUCCAAAAAUGAGAGUCUGUUUAUUUUUUCCUGUGAUAUUAACAUAGGAAAGAAAAGAAAAAAGAAAGGGAAGAGUGCAAAGAGAAAAGAAAAAAGAAGGAGGUUAGCAGAGGCAAGAAAGGUUUGCAAACAGUUAUUGGUAUUUUAUAUAAUCAUACAUCUGUUAUUUUUACAAGAUUUACUGAAGAAAAUUGCAGACGUAAGGGUAAUAUUAAAUUAUUGUUGUAGGUCAAGUCUGUUCUCAUGUUUAACCAGUGUAAUAUUCAACCUACAAUCGGCAACAAAAUAUUAUUGUUGAGACAUUGUACUCAAAUUGGGUAACUUCAGAGAACAAAAAAAUCCACACCCCUCCCCUGCCCCUCCAUUCAAAGUUGGGGUGUUUGUUGUUUUCUGUAGGUAGCUCAAACAUUGGCACAACAUUGCGUGGAGAGGAUGGGGGAGGAAAAGCUGUAUUUCCUCCUUUUGAAGUCAGUAUAACAUACAAAAAGCCCAGUUUAGGGUGAAGUGUCUCAACUCAUUUUGUCGCCGAUUGUAGGUUUUAAGGUUUGUAGUCUGUGAAUACAGUGGUCACUGAGUGGUCUCUCCUGGCUCCUUGCCACUAGAACAUCUUGCAAGGAAAAAAAUCUUCAACUCAACAAGAGAAAUUCCAUACUGAUGAUGUUAAUCAAUGUUUUCCAGUUAUUUUAAAUUUUUCCAAUUUAAUUUCUCCUGGUCCAUUGAUGCUAAAUGGGAGCGCAAGAAAAUAAAUUUCAAAUUUCACAGGAAUUGAGAAAACACACUCAGGUAAAAUCGUCAUGGGUAAGAUUUGAUUUUGUGAAAUUUGAAGCAUUUGAAGUUUGUUUUCUUGGCCUCCCAUAAGAACCUUUUCUUUGGAGUUAUUUCAUAAAACUUAUCACAUUUAUAGCCCUCGAAAAGAGUAAAAAAGAAUGCAAUCUGCUUGGUUUUAGUCCACUGAAAGUUGAAAUUACUUAAAGAGUAAUGGAUUUUGUCUUAAACUUUCUUUCAGCAAAAGGUCAAUCAUGGGCAAGAGGAUCUUUUCACAGCUGAAAAUAGCCAGCUCCAGCCAACAGUCAACCCUUAUACAGAACAUCUUUUCCAAGCAGGAAAUGUCCAUCAUGCCCGUUCACCAGUAAAAAUCUCAAGCAUACCAGAGCUUAUUUUAUUUGCAUUAACACCCGAUGAUGCAGUUGUCCCUGAUUGGUGUGAUAUCAUCAAUGUAAGAAGCAUACAGAAAGUUGUUAUUGUCCUUGUUAGCGGCAUUGGAGCUGUGGAAUUUAAUAAACACCAAGAGCACUUUUCCCAGUGUAACACACUCUUCGAAAAGGUAAUCUCUUGCUGACUCUCCUUUAUAUGACAUAGUUUCUUCAAAUCUGAUCUGUACCAUAAAUGGCCUAUAAAUACCCAGGGCUUCUAUAAUAAUUUAAUUUUAGGGGUCCAAGCAGAGUGUUUGAUAGAUAUGAGGCAUUACAAAAAAAGAGAGAGGCAUUUAUUCUUAUAACAGUACUGUAACAAGCUCAACAAAACUAAUAUGCUUUCAGCAAAGAAAUUGAGAGAGUUUAGAAAUAGCAGAAUAUCCACUCCUUUAAUUGAUACGUCUAGGCCAUCUAGAGAUCCAUGUCGCUCUUUCAAAUCCCAAUCUCGAGGUCAGAAUUCUCACCCUAGGUUAUUGUGCUGCCAUCAUUAGUCUGUCCUUACUUUGAACUUAACAUUCAUGAACAAGAUGAAAUACACAAACCCUCAGGAUAAUCAAGCAAGAAACUGAAUGAAUUGAAUGAUUUUGCUUCUUUUUGCUAUUAAAUUCCUAGUAUUUUGAAGCAAUUCUUAUAGGGGGCAUGUAUUAGAAUGGGUGUUUAUUAAAACGGGGUGUCUAGUAAUACAUUUUUAACAGUGCAUGGAGGAGGCGUUUUUUGCAAGCGGGUGUUUAUUACAUCAUUUACAGUAGAUAUACCCUUCUUAAUGGUUAUAACUACUAUACUAGUAAUUUAUAAUAGGCUGAUCAGUAGAGAAAAAGAUGUAUUAUUUAAAAUCAAUUGAUGAUUUUGCCCUUUAAGUAAUUUCCAAUUAUUUUUUCAUAUGUAAGUUUAGUUCUAUAAAUUCUUAUCAGUAAUGACUGCAAAUAGUCAGGUCUCUUAAGGUCAGGAUCGUUACAGAGUUGACAAAAGCACCAAACUUUGCACAGCGAUAGCUUACUGCAGUACCAUGAAUAUUGGAGGGGGUGCCCAAUGCAAAUAUGCCACUGAGGCGUGCUAACCAGGAUUUAAUUAUUGUAAAUUUCACCUGCUGGGGUCCUUGUGGUGUUUUGAUUGAAAAUUGUUAUUUAAUACCCUAAAUCAUUCAGAAUGCUCUUCUCAUGUUGUAAACAACAAUUUCACUAGAACAUCUGGCAUUCCCAUCCAGUAUUAGCCUAUUGAUUGUAUAAUUGAGUUGAUUAUUACUGUGCCCUUAAAGCAAGUCCACAGUCCUCCCACACUUUCAUAAGUCAUUGCUAAGAUGGCCUCGUCUUUGCUUCAUAACUUGCAAGUACUCAGCUUCUUGGGUUCUCUUCUCCUUUUCUAAUGUAUUUCAAUUAGAGGAGGCCUUAUUGUGUGGCUUAAGCGUUAUUUAUCAAGUAUUACUUGUCAUUACAUGUCACUUUAGGCUAAAGAAAGCGUAUGGCAUAGCGAUUCACGCACAAAAUUUCAGAAAAGAAGAAGUUGUCAAAGAGUCUGUUGCAUCAAAUAUUACCAGGGAUUUAUGACAGCUGUUCAUAAAGACCAAAUAACGAAAUGACAGAAUCCAAAAUAGUUCUUUCCUAAGGAGGUAAUUAAUUUUUCAGUUUAACAUAGGCCUGGAUACCUUUCAGUCUCUCUUUAUCUGCUGGACGCACGUGCAUGUUUUGACAGAGAAGCAAGCAUCGUGGCACAAGUCAUAUCAUUUACAAUUCCCGCAGUUUGUCUAAGCUUUACAAAGCAAAAUCAAAAAAAAAAGAAUCUGGUCUCAUAAACGAAAAAAAGGAACAGGUUAGCCCAAGCUUCAAAAAACAGCACAGUUUACCAUGAAGCCUCUACAUUUGGCACUGAAGCACUCACGUCGAAAAACAAUAACAGCUUAAAUCAAGUCGUAAAAGUGAGACUCAAUUAAGUGGUACAAGAUUGACUCAAAUGAUAAAUGGUGAAUGGUUUAACUGCUGAAACCAUAGAAAGGGGGUCGGGCUAACUUUUAGGGCCUGUUUACAUGUAGGAGGGGGACCCCAAGUAGGCAUAGUAACCCACUUAGGUGGGGAACCUGCCUGUCCAUAUAAUCUCUCAUUUUAAUUUGAUCACGUUUACAUGAUAGGUGGGGUGACCCUUCAAGGUGGGUAGCCCGGUCUGCCACACCGGGUAACCCUCUCAGCUGAGGUCAAAUUUUGCCAUGUCAACGUUUCAAGAUGAGGUAACCCAGGCUAGUCGGGGUCGGAUUCGGGAUACAUCAAAUUCGCGCAAAAUUUACUUUGGCGCCGGGUUGCUUCACACAAUUAUUAAAGGUAACAAUAGACGGCCACAACACUGAAGACUGCAGCAAGAGCAGCAAGUGAGCGUAGACGUGGUUUGCCAGCAUUUUUCUUCUUUACGUACUUAGCGACCAUUCAAUAAUCUUGAGAAACUGCACCCCAGGAUGGUGGGGUUGUAAGAUUGCAUGUAAAGGAGGGUUAUUUUUUUACCCCAGUUAAGCAGGUUACCUCACCUACCUGGGGUCCCCCACCUUUAUGUUAACGGGCCCUAAGUCUCAGGAACCGUGAAACUGGUAAUAAACGGUAUACCUAACCCGGGACUAGCUGUCAUACUACUUUCAUCUUCAAAAACGUCAGCAUAGCAGCCAAAGGAGCCAUUAUAUCGGUGUAACACAAAUAUUAGAUUGCGGUUGUUUCAUGCUUCUCGUUUUGUGACUUUUUUGUGUACGUUUUUGUCACCAUCUAAAUUUCAAUCAUGUUCAAAACACCCCUACUAACAAAAUAUUUCGUAAAGCUCCUUAGAAUGAUAUUCAGCAAUAAAAACAAGGUGUGACUAGGAGCCGAUUUCUAGGCUCCUGGUGUGGCAACAUAGGCAUAAGUGAAUGCAAAGUUUUGCGGUACGUAAUCUGUCAGAAAUCUGUUUGAGUGGUCAAAGUUGGGGCUGAUGGCUUCUUUAUCUUGACCACUCCAUUAUUAUAAGGGAUCAGGCCAUAAUUAUUAUUGACCCUUGCUUUUUUUGGUAUUUUCGGUAAUUUUCCACAACAUUAUUUUGUGAAAAGUUGGUAACUGAAUUGCUCUUGAGGAAUUCAUGAUCGUAAGAAUUCGUAACCACGGGGUAUUCGCCUAAUUGCAUCAAACAAUUUACAUUCAUUUUCAUAAAUGAUGCAUCAUUGGUUGGCUAAAAGAGGACUUGUUCCUGUAACUUCCAGCUCUUUUGAAGUUAGUUUGUUUGUAAAUUGUAACGCACGCGACGACCUUCCUUUUUUUUGAAAGAUUGUAUAGACCUACCAUUAACACUCUGGUGCGAGGGCUCUGAAGUGAAUGAGCUCCUUACAGGUGUCUAGGGACGCAGGGACCUCAUACACUGCUUUUUGCAUGCAAAUGUGUAAAAAAUUAAGAGUGCUGAAAAUUCCUGGAGAGGCAUAUGUUUUACAACCUCGUCCCCCGGGCUUAAUAAAAAGGUAGAAAAAGGUAAACCGACCAUAUUUUAUGUCAAUAACUCGUGACAGUAAUAAUAACUGAUAAACUUGAGGUCGACGAUUGCGCUCCUUUUACCCCCUCUCUCCAUUAAUGCUCCGUUUUAAGGGUAUUUAAAGCUAGUCAAAGCUACACAGAAAGGAGAGAAGUUGAAAUAAGGAUGUGUUGACACCAGGGAUCGAACUCGGGACCUCACGCACCGAAGGCUGCGCACUAACCAACUGUGCCACCCUUGCUCCUCCUUUUCCCCCUGAGGAUGACGUUGACAUGUUUUAAUCAUUAUCUCAAGAACAAGGUUACCAACGAAGCAAAUUAUAAUCUAAUCUUAGCUGCACAAUUACAAAGUUGGCGAGUUGUCAGUUACGGUUCAUGAGGUCGUUUAUGAGGCAUGUCAAAAUUUAACGAUUCUAUCGUUUAGGAUGUGAUACAUUUGGGUUUUAUGUUAUUGUAUGACAUCUUUGAAAGCUGGCUUCGUGAUCUGUUUAAAUUGAUAUGUAAUGAUAUUAUCACUGGCAAGUCUUAGCAGUGACACUGAUAGCCACACAGUGAUCAUAGCCAAACUUACCGUGUGGAGACGGGGCACUAGUCAGUAUUAUGUACACGUAAAACUAUUUUGAAUAGUGUAACAACAACUAAACAUUACCAAAUUAAAAACUUAAAAAUUUGAAGCUAAUGUUUUUUAGCCAAAUCAAACAAGAAAAGUUCUCACCACAGGGCACCCAAUCUGCUAUUAUAGGUGAAAGUUAACCCCCCUUUUUAUCUGUGAUUAGGACCAUUUGUAACGGGCACCCCCUCCAGUAUUAAUCGGCAGGUGCUAAGGAAGCUCUGUGCCAAAUUUGACACUUUUGUCACGUCUGUAACGAUCCGGCCUAUAUUUUGCACUAAGAGACCUGACUAAAAAGAAAUAUGUUUCACUUAAUUUAGUGGAGAUUUAAGCAAAAAAAAUAUGCUAAUAAUUCUUCCAUUAUAAUUGGUUCUUUCUUCCAACAAUGUUUUACAGAGCUAACUUUCUUCUUGGGACAAAGGGUGGCAUAAUGGUGAGAGGACUUGACUCCCACCAAUGUACCUUGGUCAGAAUCCCAGAAGCAACACCAUACACUUUAUGUGGGCUGAGUUUUCUGCUGGUUUAGUCUAGCCCACACUUGAAGAGAUUUUCCUCUGGGUACUCCAGUUUUCCCCUGUAGUGUUCAACCUGAUAAUAUACAACUACAAGUAUAUUGAACGGCUUCAAAAACUCUGAUAUAGAUCAACUCAUUCUUGCAAUUACUGUAUAAUUAUUUAGAUUUGGGGUUAUUUUGGUCUAAAAAAUUGAGUAAAGUUAAGCUUUAUCAGAUAUAAAGACACUCAUUAUUAAAACAUUAAGUUUUUUUGUUUUUUUCUUUAUGAAUAUUAAUAAGAUGUGAUAUAUUUUUUAUUUAUUAUAUAAAACUGUGAUAAUGAAGCCAUACCGGGUAUGGAUUUUGUGUCUCUUAAAUGGACUCCUUUUUUAAAGGGGCUUCCUUGUAAGGAAAGUUUGAUAAUGCAUUUACAUUGUUAAAAUAUCGUUUUCAUUCUUUAAGCUCUUUUUUUUUUCAGUGUGUGGCAACUUUCGCCUCAGGUCCAGAUAUUUCCGUACGGCUACCUCCAGAAAGUUUAUUAUCCGUAGACAUUUCAAAACAAGAGAAAAAAAGGAGGAAACAAGCUGAACAGAAUGGUAAGAGUAUUCAUAUACAGUGUGAGCAAAUAUUGCUGCCGACACAUUAAUUGUGGACAGUGCCUCUUUCAGCCCAAAAUAUUCUGUAUUGACAGCAUAAAUUUGUCCAGAAUCUGGUCAAGUGCUCUUAUUGGUUGAUUUAGUAACAUUUCACUCUUACAGCAGUUGUUUAUGAUUAAGAGACAAAAGACUUAAGGUCACAAAAAUCAAUUCUACAAAGUGAUGAAUCUACUAAGAAACACUCCAAAUAUACUGAAAGCAAAUUUUGCUUUUCAAGAACUUAUUCACUUUUGGUGGUGUCAAAUUUGCAGCAUUAUCACAUGAGCCAUACGGCCCCACGCGCAAUUUCCUUGGAAAACCAUAUGACAAAAAAAAAGUCCCGUUUGAGGCCCUUACGCGUCAAGUGAUAGAGGCAGAAAAACGCUUGCGGCCCUGCUAGAAAAGGGCGUACGAAACGAGGCAAAUGCUGCCAUGAACGCGUUUUCGCUCCGCCAGAAAAAUUCAAAAACACAACGGUCAUAUGAUAAAAUUCUUAUUGACUUAGUUAGGUCGGGUCGGACGUGAAGAUAUUUAGUUGUCAGUCUGGACGCACGGGCCUCGUUGCGCUACAGUAGGUCCGUACGUCCAGACCUCGAGCCAAAUAUUUUCCCGUCCAGCCCUGACACUCAGUCAAAAAGUACAUAUAACUCAAGGAGAAACACAAAUUUGAAAAACUUUACAUCUAGAAUCCCAUGACUACCAGAUAUUUACGAAAGUAUUGAUUUAGGUUAGAAUUUAGGAAAUUUUGAGGCCAAAAUGUAGACGUGUAUUCACAAAGUAUUGCUUUUUUUUCUGGCAUUGCAUUAAAUUACUAUCUUUAUUAAACGCAGCUGAUACUCCAAAAGGAAGAGAGGAUUAUAUUCUGACAACUGAGGAGAUGCAGAUGAAUGAUUACCCUCUCCCUGAAGAUGAUGAUAAUCAUGCUGAUUAUAAAUCGACACAUAAUGAUGGUAUGUAAUAAACAUUAUUAUUCGUUCAAAAUAUUUGUACGUUUCUGAUUGGCUAAAAUCUCAUGCAUAUUUAAUCAUAACCAGCUACCGUCGACCAAAUUUGGAAGAAUAUAGCUAUACGUGAAAAAAAAAAAAAAACACAAAAUUGCCAUAUUAUUGAACAAUUAACCGAGAAGACCCGUGGACGAGUUUGAGUUGUUUUGGUGAGUGAGUACAAAAUGGUGGAACACUUCAAAAUUAUCUCAUCGAAUCACAACAACAUAUUGCAGUGCUUUAUCCAAAAAACUGUUCUUUUAGGAACCACCAAAUAAAAGAAAAGUCAAUGACUAAGUUGUAAGCAGCUUUUAUUGUCUCUGAUAAGUGAAUAAGUAAUCAAAAAUAAACAAACUGAAAAUAAUUAUCCUUAAUUGAUCAGCACCUGCGAUCAAUUCAAACGGACAGAGAUAAUUGAGAGGGCAACGGUAUUUUUUUUCAGUGUCGGUUUACUGUCGGUCAACUGUCGGUGAGCUGUCGGUUACUGUCGGUCAACUGUCGGUGAGCUGUUGGUAUACUGUCGGCCAACUGUCGGCCGUGAGAAAACCAACAGUCGGCCGACAGACUUUUAGGGGAGCUUCUUGUUCACUUUUACCCAACAAUUUUUCUUGACAGAGACGGUCAUUUGCGUUGUCAAACAAUAAAAGAAAAGCAUGGGCUACAAUUUUGUUCCUGGGUGCAAUCAUGCACAGGAAAGCCAUACAUGUCAAUGUUUUCGUUUUUGUCUGCCACAUUUGCAGGACCACGGUUUGUUGAGAACCAAGAAUUUUGCUACCAUGGCAACGUGACGUGACGGCUUCUCUUCUCUAUUAAGAAAAUCUCGUAGUCGUAGUAUUCCUCGUUUUAGAAUCGAAAGGUCUCUUUUACUGCUCCACCCUACAUUAGUCCAAGCAAGGUUACCCGCAAUGUUUGACGGUAUUACCCAUUCUUUACACAGAUGAAGAGAAGCAAAGUCUCUCUUCUAUAAAGGAAAGAACAACAUCGCGUCGCAAAAACUAACAAACAAACGGUUACUAAAAAUUAUUUGUUUCUAGGUUUCAUUUCAACCAAAGCGUACCAGAAAUCUACCAGCUCCUCAAAGGAGUCCUCUUCACACGAGUCGCCAAUGUAUGCUGUUGACUGUGAGAUGGUAGGUAGGCUUCUAAAACACUGCAAUAUUUACCAUUUUUGUAAGGUAACAUGUCAAGUCACUCGAAGGUCAUCUCACCCGAAGUCAUGCGGCCCGAACCGCAGAGUUAAAUUAAGUUGGAUUUGCACUUUCCCGUAACUUUUACGCGCGUGGCCACGUAAAUUUUACCCGCGUAAAUAAAAUAGAGCUAAUAGAGUGAGAGAUUUAGAGUCGCGUUCAAGGCAAACGGCAACAGUGAAUUUGUACCACGUGACCAAGUGUUCCCAUAGCUUGUGCUUUACUGUUCAUUACUUCUCCCCCCAAAUUAGUAGCUUCAGGUUAGCUUGGUCUAUAACAAUUGUUUUGGACUGUUUUAGCUGCACUUAUUUUAUUUUAAGAAAUUCUCAACUUGCAUCUGACGUCUCUAAAUCUCUCUAAUGUAUGAAGUGCCGCGUGCAAACGUAGAGGUUGAGCGAGGUUCAACUUUACGUUUACGCGCGACCUUUCAUACAUUAUUCUGUUCUAUUUACGCACGUAAAAAUAACGCGACAGUGGAAAUCCACCUUUAUACGUAGAGACCUAGCCUACGUCACUGUGGCGGCGCUUAAAGGAGGAAGAAAAAGCGGGGGGGGGGGGGGGGGGAAAAAUGGGGGGAGGGGAAAAAAAAAAAAUGCAUUAUUUCCACCCCCCCUCCUCUUUCCCCCCUACAAAGGUCUUUUUUUUUUGUUUUUUUUUUUUUUGUCAAACAGCCUGGUACUGAGGCUCCAUAAAUUAACGAAUGGUGUGUUUAAUUGGUAAUNGUAAUUUACGACACACUUGUUAAACCUACCAGGCCAAUAAUAGACUACAAAACUAAGUAAGUUAUCUCAAGCUCCUCGCGAUUAAUCCAACUCGCUCAAAUUAUAGUUGACCAGUAGAUGAAAAUUAAAGGGGCAACUUUUGAAGCCGUAGUGGCUCGGCAAUGGAUAUGAAGAGCAAUGCAAGCCAAGACUUAAGUUUAACUAUAUUGUGGUUCAGCAAUGAAAACAUAUCUCUCUGUAUAUUUAGUGGCUUGUGGAGUGGUUGCCAAUCAGGACCUGUUUUGUUGUUUGUUCCAAAGUUGGGCUGUAUUCAGUAGUUUAGUCGAAUACCAAGAGAGGAUAGUUUUAUCCUCUCUUGCGAAUACUUAUUUAUUUAGAAAGACUUCACUCCUUUUCAGCAGAGUUUAAGUUAUGGGUCCGCUCCUUUUCACCAGAUUUUAAGUUAUGUGUCCGCAGAGAACGGCUGCCGAGGAAAUAAGGCAGCGUCUGCAACGCAAAGCAAGACAGUUUCUUUUUUUUCUUAAUCGUACUAGUGUUUUUUGUGACCUUGCCGGUAUGGCUUUACCUGCUAACAUGUGACAAGUGAUCUGCAGUAAAAGUGCCAGUAAAGUAAAAUGGAAAUAUUUCCGUAAUGUCCUGCGCUGGAAAAAAUCUUCUAUAGAUAAUAGAGAGAUUUAGAGUGACAUUUUGGCAAACGGCCAACGGUAGACUCAAGUUGAAAAUUUCUCAAGAUAGAACAUGAGCAGAUAAAAACAGUUAAAAACAAUUCUUAUAGAUGAAAAAAACGUGAAACUACUUAUUUUUUUGGUAGAAGUAAAGAAACGUUACGCGACUCUAAAUCUCCCUAUUAUUUAUAGAAAAUUACGCAAAAAUAGCAACAGCACAAAAUCCAUUAGUCUUGCGGGAAAUCCUCUAAGAUCUUCAAGUUAAGGGUAUAGAUACUUACUUGCGUCUCCCCCUUUUUUUGUGAAGGUUUAGUGGCAUUACAAAGAAGACACUUGAAAAUGUUACUACAACAUUAGAUGAUGUCCAAAAAUGUUUAAUCGAUCUUCUGCCGCAUGAUGCAAUUCUGAUCGGACAUUCCUUGGAAAAUGAUCUGCGAGCCUUGAAG